Molecule: messenger RNA, 987 nt
Organism: Pocillopora verrucosa
Lineage: Eukaryota; Metazoa; Cnidaria; Anthozoa; Scleractinia; Pocilloporidae
Source: RefSeq, a predicted model, not a curated record
AUGGAACAAUGUAUCACGAUUGCAAGUGCCUGUAAUUUGUAUUGGCGAAGACAUCAUCUGAGUGCUGAUUGUAUUGCUGUGGAACCAGAGGGUGGAUGGCAAGGUGCUCGUAAUAAUCAAUCGUUGAAAGCUCUGAAAUGGUUGAAAUGGGUGGAACAUACACUUCGAGAAGAAGAACGCGACAGUGGUUUACCCGCCAGAACGGAAGAUCGCGUGACACAUGCAGGGAGUCGCGGGGAACACGCGAUCGUGACAACCACGCGUGUGUGUUACGUGGACGGUUUCGACCCUGUGACCCAGACCGUGUACGAAUUUCAUGGCUGUGUAUGGCAUGGUUGUCCUCGCUGCCAUCCCAACCACAGAUUAGUUCCUAGAGUGCAUCUAGACCGUUCCAUGGAAGAAGUCUACGACGCGACCUGUGCCAAAACCGCUUUGUUACGCUCGAUGGGUUUUACUGUGGUGGAAAUGUGGGAAUGUUUUUGGGAUGACCUCUCCAAACACGACCCACGACUGAUACAGUUUCUUCACACCUUGGAAAUUGUAGAACCCCUAGAUCCGCGUCAUGCAUUUUACGGUGGAAGGACCGGCGCUACAUGUUUGUACCACAAGACCGACGAAGCCAAAGGAGAAAAAGUACAUUACAUCGAUGUCACUUCUGAAUAUCCGUGGGUGAACAAAUACGGAACUUAUCCCGUGGGACAUCCACAGAUUUUAACGAGUCCUCUGAUCACCGAUCUAUCAGAUUAUUAUGGCAUCGCCAAAGUGGAUAUUGUACCACCAGAAGAAUUGUUCAAUCCUGUCCUACCCUAUCGAAGUGGAGGAAAAUUGACUUUUCCGUUAUGCCGUACCUGUGUGGAACAACAACAAGCGAACCGAUGCUCGACCGCUAAUGGACCUGUACUCACACCGAUCAAGAACGCCUCAUCCACGGUACGUGGUGUACACCCGAAAUCAGUAAAGCAGUGCAAAAAGGGUACCGAAUUGUGA